AUGACGAAAGACGCUUUGGUCUGGUUCUCCAACCUGCCCGCCGAGUCGAUCGAUAACUUCGACGACUUAACUAAUGCCUUCAUGAAGCACUAUUCCAUGCACAUGACCCGAGUAACCCGGAACAUGUUCACCAUGAUGAAAGCUCAAGGAAAAUCCUUGCGCGAGUUCAUGGAGAAGUUCAAGGAAGCGGCUCGCGACGUCGCAGACAUGCCGGAUAGAGUCCCUCUGGAAGCACUUCGCAAUGGCCUCUGGUACGACUCCAAAUUCAAUGAGGACUUAUCACUAAGGCCUCCUGCAACUUUGGUAGACGCAUUCCAUCGCUCCCGAAACUACAUCUUCCUCGAUGAGGACAAACAUUUAUAUGCCGAGAACCAUGGGGAUAUAAGGACAGCCCCGUCGAAGCCAAGGGAAGAUGCCGUGGAGGUACGGAGGAGACCCGAACCCAAGAGAUCGCUCCUCACAUCAUUCGCAGCAGCUGAUGACGCCAUGACGGUUCCGUCAAACGCCAUCCCGCUUGACGACAAUGACCCCGACGCAUUCUGCCACCUUCACGGAAACAGCGGCCACUCCACAAGGAACUGCAAGCAUCUCGCUCGCAAUCUCCUAUGGAUGUAUCAACAAGGAGAACUCCCCCAGUGA
Molecule: messenger RNA, 639 nt
Organism: Microthlaspi erraticum
Lineage: Eukaryota; Viridiplantae; Streptophyta; Magnoliopsida; Brassicales; Brassicaceae
Source: the annotation of a GenBank genome assembly